AACCAGAGCAGAUGUUCCCUUGUAUACCUCUCCCGGUUAUCACGAUUUUUCCUCAUUAUUGGCAUUAAUAUUGUUUACGGAUUUUCUGUAAAUCAAGAGCGCACUCACAAGGAAGUGGUUUCCCCACAAGUGGAAAGAGUUCUUGCCGAAUACAGUUGCAGGUUGUUCGCUUCUGAACAAAUUAAGACGGGGAAAACAAAUAUAAUAGAAAGUGGUUAUACUGGCGAUACUUCUUAUAAGGAUCGCUCUACAACUGCUAUCAUCCUUCGUGCCGUUGAUCACAUUUGUCAAGAACUAGAAAAGUUGGAUACCGAAGAGUACAAUAAAGGAGAACGUCUGUUGACGACCAACCAAAAAAAGGGUAUGGUAGUGGAACUGCCAGUGAGGUAUUGCUUUGAAGUGUAUAAUCUUUUAAAAAGAGGAGCUAACAGACGAGUAACUAAUUUGGUCGAUCUCGUUGAGGCAGAAAAUAUCGACCAGUCACUGCUCACUUUGGGUCGUGUUAUCAUUGUGCUGACAGCACCUGCUCCUCAUGUGCCUUAUAAAGAAUCUACAUUCACUCGCCUCCUACAGGACAGUCUUGAUGGUAGCACUCUUACGACUUACUCCAUCAUGGCUAUAUUAUCACCAGCGUCUACUAACUACGAUGAGAGUGCAUCCACAUUAGAAUAUGCUGCAAGAGCAAAGCCGAUAAGCACGCUACUUAAAGAUUACAAUGAAGAAAUCGAAAAACUCCGAAGGGAUAUACGCCCUGCUCGCGAAAACAAUGGCAUUUUCGCUAGCCAUGACAGCUAG
Molecule: messenger RNA, 795 nt
Organism: Angiostrongylus costaricensis
Lineage: Eukaryota; Metazoa; Nematoda; Chromadorea; Rhabditida; Metastrongylidae
Source: the annotation of a GenBank genome assembly